Molecule: messenger RNA, 288 nt
Organism: Cinara cedri
Lineage: Eukaryota; Metazoa; Arthropoda; Insecta; Hemiptera; Aphididae
Source: the annotation of a GenBank genome assembly
AUGAAUACACUCUACUGCGCGUAUUACGGCAGGUGUUUAGUAAAAACGAAUCCUCCAGUCAAUGGUUCCGAUUAUUGUUAUGUAUCAUUCUUCCACCACAUAUCCGACGGUCGAUGGCUACUGCAAGAGAAUGGCCAUAGUACACAUGGCCGUACUUUCAUAUUCAAGUCAAUGAAGUCUUUCUGUUUCACAGCCGAGAAAUCAAUUGAUAACCAGUUCGACGGAGUGAAAAAUUGGACAGCACGUUGGCGAAUCGGAGUCUGUCAACCCCGGAUGGACACCGGUUGA